AUGCUCUCCAGUUCCCACCUCUGCUGCUCUCUGCCAGCUUUCAUCAUUUAUGGUUUAGUUCUCCAAGUUCAGGAGCUUCAGUCAGCUCCGUUCAACGUGACGGGACCCCCCGGCCCCAUCACCGUGGCCAUGGGUGAGGACGUGGUGUUGCCUUGUCGCUUCUCCCCGGCCCAGAGCGCGCGGGACAUUGAGGUGACCUGGUUUCGGGAACACUUCUCGUCCUUUGUGCAUCGCUACAAGGGGAGCCAGGACCAGUACGGGGAGCAGAUGCUGCAAUACCAAGGGCGCACUGAGCUGCUGAAGGACGGCUUCGCCAAUGGCAGCGUGGACUUGAAAAUUUUCCGCGUCCAAAUGUCUGACAGAGGGAAUUACACCUGCUUUGUUCAGCGCGACUCGGAUUAUGACGAGGCUGUGGUGGAGCUGCAGGUGACAGCCAGCGGCUCUGCCCCGCUCAUCGUGCUGGAGCAGUACCAGGACGGGGGGAUCCGGGUGGCCUGUCGCUCGGACGGCUGGUACCCGCAGCCCCAAGUGCUGUGGCAAGAUCCCCACGGGCGGCAUCUCCCAUCCCUCUCGGAAAAUGUUACCCAGGACGAGAGCGGCCUCUUUGCAGCGGAAAGCAGCAUAAUCCUCACCAGAGACGUGAACCAAAAACUCUCCUGCUCGGUCCGUCAUGCCCUGCACAGCCAGGAACGGGGAUCAUCCUUUUACAUAUCAGAUCCCUUUUUCCAAAACGCCCAUCCUUGGAUGACCGCCCUGGGUGUGGUCCUGGUUGCUGUGGUCGCUUUCCUUAUUAUUGCUGUUUAUCUGUAUAAAAUUAAAGGAAAGCAUGAAAAAAGAAGCAAGCUGGAGAACUUGGUGACAUGGAGAAGAUACGCAGUGCCUAUAGCAGCAGUGAACGUGGUUCUGGAUCCAGACACAGCCCAUUGUGACCUUGUCCUGUCUGAUGACUGCAAAAGUGUGAAACGAGAAGACACACGGCAGGACAUCCCCGACAUUCCGGAGAGAUUUAACCCGUGGCGCUGUGUGCUGGGCCGUGAAGGCUUCACCUCGGGGAGAUACUACUGGGAGGUGGAGACAGUGGAUGGAGGGGGAUGGACUGUGGGAGUUUCUAGGAAAGAUGUGAAAAGGAAGGGUGAGAUUGAGUUUAAGCCAGAGGAGGGCAUCUGGGCAGUGGGGCAGUGGGCAGGGCACUUCCAAGCUCUCACAUUCCCUAAUCGCACUCUCCUUCCUGAAAUCCAGACUCCCAAGCGGAUCCGGGUCUCUCUGGACUAUGAUGAGGGACGGGUGGCAUUUUUCAGUGUUGAUGAGGAGAUUCCCAUCUUCACAUUUCCACUGGCAUCAUUUGAGGGCGUAAAAGUCCACCCUUGGGUCUGGCUGGGUCCUGGGACUUGGCUCAAAAUGUGGCCGUGA
This is a messenger RNA of Balearica regulorum gibbericeps (East African grey crowned-crane), 1410 nucleotides long. The record is from RefSeq and is a predicted model, not a curated record. NCBI's taxonomy places the organism in Eukaryota, Metazoa, Chordata, Aves, Gruiformes, Gruidae.